GUCCCGGAGGUUCGGUGUGGACUCUGAUGGACAGUGACUGUCAGCUGGUGGCGUCCGCUCUGUGUGUCCUCUCUGAGCUGCCAUCUGUUUGCUCUCCUGAAGGCAGCGUGUCCAUCCUCCCCACCGUCCUCUACCUGCUGCUGGGAGUCCUCAGAGAGCUGGUGCACCAACCCAGCACACACACUGGUGCCGCUGCGGCGGGCUCGGCGGGCGGGGCCGGUGUGGCGACGGCGGUCCAGGCGGCUCUUCAGGCUCUGAAGUCGGUGGUGACGUCGCCGAUGAGCCGACAGGAGAAAAGCCGCGAAGCCUGGAGGCUCCUGCUGAGAUCAGCUCUCAACACACUGCUCUCACUGUGGGACACAG
Messenger RNA from Plectropomus leopardus (leopard coralgrouper), 363 nucleotides. The record is from RefSeq and is a predicted model, not a curated record. NCBI's taxonomy places the organism in Eukaryota, Metazoa, Chordata, Actinopteri, Perciformes, Serranidae.